Messenger RNA from Notolabrus celidotus (New Zealand spotty), 3830 nucleotides. It is a transcript of the gene pank4, whose product is annotated as pantothenate kinase 4 (inactive). Gene Ontology annotation, molecular function: ATP binding; pantothenate kinase activity. Gene Ontology annotation, biological process: coenzyme A biosynthetic process. The coding region runs from base 5 to 2365 and encodes 786 amino acids. NCBI's taxonomy places the organism in Eukaryota, Metazoa, Chordata, Actinopteri, Labriformes, Labridae. The transcript is spliced from 19 exons. Gene Ontology annotation, cellular component: nucleus; cytosol. The record is from RefSeq and is a predicted model, not a curated record.
AAUCAUGUCGACCAUGGCGGAAUGUGUUCGACUUGACAGCAGCACAAGUACUCACACCAUGGAUAAAAGCAUUACUCUGCCUCCUGAUGAGAUAUUCCGCAAUCUGGAGAAUGCAAAGCGCUUCGCUAUUGACAUAGGUGGAUCCCUCACGAAGCUUGCCUACUACUCCACUGUGCAGCACAAAGUGGCCAAAGUGCGAUCCUUCGACCACAAUACAAAGGAGGCUUCCAGCGACAAGCUGUAUGAAAUAUCUGUGCAGGAGGAAGUCACUGCACGCCUGCACUUUAUCAAGUUUGAAAAUGCUUACAUCGAAACAUGUUUGGACUUCAUCAAAGACCAUCUGGUCAACACGGACACCAAAGUUAUCAAAGCCACAGGUGGAGGAGCCCACAAGUUUAAAGAGCUCAUCGAGAGGAAACUCGGACUCAGAGUGGACAAAGAGGAUGAGAUGACCUGCCUGAUUAAGGGCUGUAACUUUGUGCUGAAGAACAUUCCCCACGAGGCUUUCGUGUAUGCCAGACACGCCGACUCUGAGUUUCGCUUUCAGACGACUUACCCCGAGAUUUUCCCGUACCUGCUGGUGAACAUCGGCUCUGGUGUGUCCAUAGUCAAGGUUGAAUCAGAGGACAAGUUUGAGCGAAUUGGAGGAAGCUCGAUAGGUGGAGGGACGUUCUGGGGUCUUGGAGCAUUGCUUACCAAAACAAAGAGAUUUGAUGAGCUGCUACAGUUGGCCUCCAGAGGGCAGCACACAAGUGUCGACAUGCUUGUGAAAGAUAUCUACGGAGGAUCUUACGGGUCGCUGGGUUUGACUGGAGAUCUUAUAGCUAGCAGUUUUGGGAAGUCUGCGACUGCCGACAAAGAGUUUUCUAAAGAGGACAUGGCGAAGAGUUUACUCCACAUGAUCAGUAACGACAUCGGGCAGCUGGCCUGUCUGUACGCGAAGCUGCACAACCUCUCCAGAGUUUACUUUGGUGGCUUCUUCAUCAGAGGACAUCCCGUCACCAUGCACACCAUCACCUACAGCAUUAACUUCUUCACCAAGGGGGAAGUUCAGGCCUUGUUCCUGAGACAUGAAGGUUAUCUGGGAGCCAUUGGAGCAUUUCUUAAAGGAGCAGAGGAGGACAACCCGAAUCAGUACAGCUGGGGGGAGAAUUAUGCAGGAAGCUCCGGCCUGAUGAGCGUCUCUCCAGAUAUGAAUCCCAUGCAGCGAGCACGGAGUGGCACAUUUGACAUGCUGGAGAUGGACCGUCUCGAGAGGCAGCUGGUGAAUCUGCCUCUGCUUCUGGACCCAUCAUCGUACAUCCCCGACACCAUGGACCUCACAGAGGACGCUCUGGCCCGCGAGUACUGGCUCUUCUGCUUCGAAGACGCUCUAGAUGGGGUAGUGAAGAGAGCCGUAGCGAGCCAGCCUGACAUGCCGGAGGCGGCAGAGCGAGCCGAGAAGUUCCGUCACAAAUACAGACACAAACUUCAGACCCUCCGUCAGCAGCCUUUUGCUUAUGGAUCCCUCACUGUCAGAAGUCUGUUAGACACGAGGGAGCACUGUUUAAACGAGUUCAACUUUCCUGAUCCCUACUCCAAGAUCAAACAGAAGGAGAACGACAUGGCUCUGAAGUACUACCAGAAAGCAGUGAAGUCCCUGGACGAGCUGGGCUGGGAGGAGAGACAGUUUGCCCUCGUCAGGGGCGUCCUGGCCGGGAACGUGUUCGACUGGGGAGCCAAGGCCGUGUCGGAUGUCCUUGAAUCUGACCCUGAGUUUGGCUUUGAGCAGGCGAAACGACAGCUGGAAGAGCGACCAUGGCUCAUCGACUCUUACGACCAGUGGUUUGAGAGACUGAAGGGUCCUCCUCAUAAGUGUGCCUUGUUUUUCGUAGAUAAUAGUGGAGUAGACAUCAUUUUAGGAGUGAUGCCUUUUGUCAGAGAGCUUCUCUCUCGAGGAACAGAGGUUGUGUUGGCCAGUAACUCUGGUCCAGCUUUGAACGACGUGACGAACGGGGAACUACAAAUACUGACUGAGAGGAUCGCUGCCAUGGAUUCAGUGAUUCAGGAUGGUCUGAGGGAGGACCGGUUGACGUUGGUUCAGAGUGGUUCCAGUUCCCCCUGUCUGGAUCUCAGCCGUCUGGACAAAGUGUUGGCAAACGUGGUCAGAGAGCGUAAAACCGACCUGGUGAUCAUCGAGGGAAUGGGCCGAGCCAUCCACACCAACUACUACGCCAUGCUGAGCUGCGAGAGCCUCAAGAUGGCCGUCAUCAAGAACUCGUGGCUGGCCGACCGACUUGGAGGGAAGCUGUUCAGCGUCGUCUUCAAGUACGAGGUACCGGCUGAGAAACUGAGCCCAGACUCUGCAGGUCUGUCACCGUUGUGAGCGUGGGGAGGAGCUGGGAAGGACAGAAAGGCGAAGCGACCAGAACGGAUCAGCUGGAGCUCUGAAUGUAAGGAUCGCAUACUGCCACUGAGUGAGUGACUGAUUGCAAAGCUGACUAUAAAUGUAGGCAGGUUUUAGAGGUGAGCAGAACCAGGAAGGUUUUCACUUUGUGUUAAAAAAGAUUGAUUUACAUUGCUUUGUGUCCAAUUUCCUGCACAAUGACUUAGUUUGUUAUCAUCGUCUUCAGCAUCUGGAGUUUGUUUUCAUGUGUGCUCAUCACAGGCCGUGUUCAGUAAACUUUUGCCGACCGUUGUGACGGCUGAGAUCUUCUCCUGCACACUGUCGAACUUCAAAAAAGGAUUAAGAACCAAAAUAUUGUCCCUAAAUCUUUUUUACAGGUUUGACAGAGUGCUGGAACAACAAGAGAAAAAGAAACAUUACUUUUUAAACUGUUGAGCAGCACUCGUUGAAAGGCUGCGAGCACACAUCACUGAGCACCAGUAAGCAGCAGAUAACUUUCUUUGACUUCGUGCUUUAGAGAAAGAGCUACUGCGGCAACACCUUUCAACUGAAGUGCUUUUAAUGUGCCUUGCGGUUGAUGUGAUAAAAGCAUCAUUCACAUAGAUUUUGAAGCUUUUAGUUCCAGUUAUAGACCACAAGAAACAUCCAAAAUAUCUGCUUUUGUUUCACAGCGAUCUCGCGCCAAACACCAGACAGCAUCCAUACGCCUUGUGUUUUUGUCUCUAUCACUGCCGCUGAAUGAACUGAGAUUAACUCAAUAAUUUGAGUCACUUGUGUAGCUGUGGCAUCAGGGAAAACGUGUGAUCAGAAGGGGAAGCAGCACUUUAUCAAAGAGAUUUUUCCUCCACAAGGUGGCAGUAUUCGACUGUGAGUAGUUUUUUGUCUUUUAAUGAUUUCUCAAAUCCUUCCCGAGGUGCUUAGUGUCGAAUCAACGCUGCAUACUUCAGGUAAAAUAUUCAAACUGACUCCGAUCAAAGCAUCACUUAAAACUUUUCUCUGUCUCGUAGCUGGCUGUGGCGUCAGUCCACGGUGAUAAACAGCACUAGUAUAAGCUAGAAUCCAUCCCUACAUCUAAAAUGCAGUUGUUUCAAGGCAAUAAUCAUGCAGCAUGUAGUUAAAACAAACUUCAGACUGUGUGUAGAAGCUGCCUGUAUCAGUGACGUCAUCUGAAAUAUCUAAAUCCAAGUCAAGUCUGAGUUUAAAAUCCUGCCUUAGUGUGAAAAUGUUCUCUGAAGUUUCACUUUCUUGAAAUGUGGACUCUCAUUGCAAUACUUAAUUGCUAUUUGUACAUAAAUGUGAUAUAUCAGAAUGUGUGUGUAUAUGUAUAUAUUUAUACACAUAUAUCAAUUCAUUUGCAUCAUUUCAGUUAAGCACACCAAGCACAACUUUGUGUAUUAUUCUCCUGACAAUCAAUUUUAAUUAAACAGUGAAAACCUUUAUUUUA